Megalops cyprinoides (Indo-Pacific tarpon) is the source of this 5530-nucleotide messenger RNA. It is a transcript of the gene washc2c, whose product is annotated as WASH complex subunit 2C. Gene Ontology annotation, biological process: retrograde transport, endosome to Golgi; protein localization to endosome. Bases 165 to 4361 code for a protein of 1398 amino acids. Gene Ontology annotation, molecular function: phosphatidylinositol phosphate binding; retromer complex binding. Lineage: Eukaryota; Metazoa; Chordata; Actinopteri; Elopiformes; Megalopidae. Gene Ontology annotation, cellular component: WASH complex; early endosome. The transcript is spliced from 32 exons. The record is from RefSeq and is a predicted model, not a curated record.
CAGGUGACUUCUGUCAGCUGAUUCCUGCAGGACAGAACAUGGCCGACCUGUCAGAAAUCCGACAAGAAAACGGGAGCUUCUUUUAGCAUCCGCUGUACUCUGUAAAUUCAAUAGAGAAAAAAAAAUUAAGGUUGAAAUCGCAUUUUUGACGCCGACAAUAUAAGAUGAGCGGGCUGUCCACGACGCUAACGAAUGGACCAAGCGAGAAGAAUGGAGAGGGGGAGCAAAUUUGGGAGAGGCCCUGGUCCCUUGAAGAGAUACGCAAGACCAGCGCUAACUGGUCCCUGGCUGCGGACUCUGGCCUCUUCCUGUUCCUCCAAGACUUCUCUCAGAGGAUGCUGUCCAAGACGCACGAGAUCGAGAAGCAGCUGGACGGCCUGAUCCGCGACACCAAGUCCACAGACUGCUGCCUGCACACGGUCUUCAAUGACUUCCUCAUGCUGUCCAACACGCAGUUCAUUGAAAACCGGGUGUACGAUGAGGAGGUGGAUGAGCCAGUGUCGAAGCCUGAGGCAGCAGAGAAACAGCCGGAGCAGGAGAAGACAAGGGAGCAGAAGGAGGCGGAGCUGAUCCCCAAAGUGCAGGAGGCGGUGAACUACGGCCUGAGUGUUCUGGAGUCUGCUUUCGAGCAGCUGGACAUCAAGGCCGGAAACUCGGACUCAGAAGACGAAGAGGCCACCGAUCGGGUCGAACCUAUACUGGAACCCAAGGAUCUAUAUGUGGAUCGGCCGUUACCAUACCUGAUAGGAUCCCAGUCCUUUAUGGAGCAGGACGAUGUGGGGCUGGGUGACCUCUCCAGCGAAGAAAUGUCCAUCGACAGUGAUCGGGACAGUGUCAUCGACAGUGAAGAAAACAAAGAUGAAGAUCAAUCAGACGACUUUGAUCAAGAUGAAAGACAAGGCAGCAUCAAGAAAAAGUCAUCCAUUACAAGUGAUGAAGACGAAGAGGAGGAGGACGAAGAGGAAGACUCUGACAUAUUUGGUGAAUCGGACAAAGAUGACAAUGAAGACAGAAAGAGCUCGAGGGGUCCGCCGUCGUUCGCAGACGAGCUGGCAGCCCGUAUCAAAGGGGAGACCGCAAGCAGGCCAGAAGAGGAUCGCACUUCAUUAACAUCUGCCACAUCCGCCGCGAAGAAGAAGAGUAAAGGCAAGAAAGACACAAAGCCUGUUAAGACACAGGCACCCCCUGAUGACAAUGAGAUGUUCAACCCUCCCCCAAUGGAGGACGAGGACUUCUCCCCAUUUGGAGGCAAAGGGGGUCUCUUCAGCGGAGGGAAGGGGCUGUUUGAUGAUGAUGAUGAGGGCGACCUCUUUUCUGAUGCACCAAAGCCUGAGGACACAUCAAGUAAAACAGCAGCUGUUAAAGAAACGGUGUCCUCCAAGCACAGUAAGAAGCCUGCUGGUGCUGCCUCCAUAUUCCCAGAAAGCAGCCUCUUCGAUUCCUCUACCAAUGGCUUGGAGUCCUUGGAGAGCAGGCAGAAUGAAGGUUCAGUCAGACCCAAAGCCCAGGCAGCACCGAAGCAGGCCACCACAGGAGGUCUCUUUGACGACGAUGAUGAUGACGACUUCUUCAGUGGCAGCACCCUCAAGAAGUCUGCUUCUGCUGGGCUGGAGAAACCCAAGCAGAAGAAAGCGGUGGACCUGUUUGGCGGCGAUGAAGAUGACGAUGAUGAAGAGGGUGACAUUUUCAGAGGGAAGUCCAGCACGCUGCCUCCCCAGCCCAAGAAGGAUGUGGAGGAGGAAGAAGUAGCCCCCAUUCCUGAAAAGAAGAUGCCUGCAGGGGCCAUCUCCAUGUUUGGGCCCGGGACAAAGAACAUCCUGGUGGAAGGGCUCAAGAGGCGGCAGGCCUCCACCAGUGAGGAGUCUGAGAAAUCAGAGGAGAGUGUACCAGCUCCAGAGGCAGUCAAACCAUCACCCAAGCCGGCGGCCAAGUCCCAGACCAGGGGUCUCUUCUCUGAUGAUGAGGACACGCAGAUCUUUCCAUCUGCUGGCAAAUCUCAGCCAAAGACUGAACCUGCAGUCCAGAGCAAGCCAAACAAGGCACCUCUCUCCAUAUUCGACGAUGAGGAAGAGGAGGAUCUGUUUGUGUCUGCGCCUCCAAAGUCCAAAGCCAAAAGUCCUUCGCUUCAGCCAGCCAGCACGCCCGUCUCUAGCUCACUCUUCAGUGAUGACGAGGACCAGUGGAUGAGCACCAAACCAAGUGAGACCAAACCUGAGGUGAAAGCCACAGGAAUGAAGGCUAGCAACAGUGCCCCAUCCAGACUCCCUGGUGUCAAAACUCCACAGAAAGACAGCCUGUUUGAUGAUGAUGAUGAUGACGAUGACCUCUUCACUGCCACCAAAGAGUCAAGUAAAAAGAAGCCUCAGAGAGUGUCCCUCUUGUUUGAAGAGGAAGACGAGGAUGAUGAAGAAAAGGGUUCGCUCUUUGGUUUCAAGCCAAAUACUAGCAGCACUGCAGCUGAAGUGAAGACUUCAACCACCGGCUCCCCGGCCCCCACCCCCAAAGGUGGAGAGAAGGUGGGGGAUAAACAGGGCCCACCCCCGGUGGAGAAGCCCCUAAUAGAGAACUUGCAGGCGGAGAGCGUGGAGCCUAAGAAGAAGCCACCUGGGGCUGUCAGCCUGUUCGGGGGGAUCGAUGUGCUGGGGGAGAAGCAGGACGGAGCCAAGACCAAGAGUCUGCUGGACGACCCUGAUGAGGAUGACUUCCCGUACAAAGACAGCCCUCCCCCCAUGGAGCAGGAGACCAAGCCCAAGAAGAAUAUCCUAAGCCUGUUCGAGGAUGACGAGGAAGAUGAGACCCUGCCCACGACCGUAUCCACUCAGCCAGUGGCCAAAAACACACUAAAGGUCCAGGAGCAGAGGUCUCGCACCAAGAGCACGGGGGUCUUCCAGGAUGAGGAGCUGCUGUUCAGCCAGAAGCAGCAGAAGGACAAUGAUCCCGAUGUUGACCUCUUUGCAUCAUCUGGGAAACACGAAAGCGAUCCACCAAGAUCGGUCAAGCCGGCGGCUCCCACGCUGUUCGGUGACGAUGACGAGGAUGACCUCUUCAGCUCCGCCAAGCCAAAAUCACCCCCGAAAGUGGCAGAGAAGCCCAGGAACGAGGAUACCUCUGUCAAACCUGCCAGUGCACCCCUAUCUGCAGAUACUGAGAAACCUACAACCCCUGUUAAAUCUAAAGAGCCCUCCUCACGGAUUGGAAAGCUCCAAGCCAGCAUGACCAUCAACCCGGCCAGCCUCCUGCCUGGUGCCAUUCUCAGGAUCCCGGGAACGGUCAGUGUUAUCCCGGGCCUGUCACCCCCCUCCCCCUCCUCCUCCACUACUGUCCUGGGACAGCCUCCAAGCCCCGCCGCUGCUGUCUCCGAGCCCCAGACGACAAGGGAGGGGGGAGUGAGCUUCGACACCCCCGCUCAGGUCACCACAUUACAGAGUGCCAACAAGGGUCGUGCCAAAGGAGCAGGCCGGCGGAGGCCACAGACCAGGGCAGCCAGACACCUGGCAGCUCAGCUGUCUGACGAGCUAAAAGAUGAAGGGCAGGAGGAGGCGGGACCCAGUACAGCCACGCCCUCUUCUCACCCCCCGCCCACAGCUACUUCUGCCCCCGCCCCUGCCACCACCCCUGCCCCAGCCCCCUCCAAAGCUUCAGCGCUGAGGCUGCCAGUCUCCAACCCGGCAGACUCCGCCCCUUCUGAAGGCGCCAAACCUAAGAGGCCCCCUGUUGUUGCCAACGACGACCUCUUUGGGUCUGACGACCUCUUCACCCCUGUCAGCAAGCAGACCCCCUCCCCAAAACCCAAGGCCAAGAGUCCGAAGGAGGUGCUGAAGGGUGGUCAGAAGAAGCAGGCGGCCCCAUCCAUCUUUGAUGACCAUGAGGAGGACCUCUUCCAGGUGGUCAAGCAGAAGCCAGCCAAGAAAGCCAAGGCCGUGCCCUUCCUAGAUGAUGAGGACGACGACAUUUUUGGGGCGGGAAAGAGCUCAGCUAAAAAAGAAGCUAAGGCCGAAGCCAACUCAGCAAAACAGAACAUUUUCCAAGAUGAAGUGGUAGAGAACAAAGACAAAGCUCCCAAGAAGCAGAAGCAGAAGGAGAAGGUCCUGGAUGCAAGCCUGUUCGACGACAAUGUGGACAUCUUCGCAGACCUGACUGCCACAACGAAACCAAAUGAGAAGAAGACGAAGAAGAAAGUGGAAACAAAGUCCAUAUUUGACGAUGAUAUGGAUGACAUCUUUUCAUCUAGCACCAUAAAACCUGUGGUGAAGUCCAGCUCCAAAUCAAAGAAGAGCCCGCCCACCCAGGACUCAAGUGCGACGGAGGACAAGAGCCACAGUAUUUUUGAUGAUCCCCUAAACGCCUUGGGGGGAAACUGAACUAUUUUGCACGUAAGAGUGUGCUGAAAGACUUGUGGUUUGAAGAGCCCAAAAUGGGUAGGAUGUAUUAAUACUGUUCAUAGUUUGUUUAUAAAUUCCAAGUAAUAACCUCUAAAUGAAAUUUUAAUAAGGUCAGAUAAAUUCAUGAUUAACUCUCAUUGACAUUCUCAAAGACAUCUCCGUUCAAGAUUCAUUAGCCCUCAAUAAGUGUGAUCACUGAGAUGCAUUUCGAUCAGUUUUGUUUCAUUUACAUGGUAGCACUUUAAGCAUGUAUUUAUCUGUCAAAAAUAUGCAAAAAAAAAACAAAUAAAUGGCUAAAAUUCUGUUGGAGACAUUUCCUUAGAGGGUCAUAUGUUUGCUGUUUGAUUCCCACGCUGGACUGGAUCAUCACAAGAUUACAAGAUCAGAGAUUGUGUUAGCACUUGACCUGAAUGCACCAAUUACCCAGUUACUCAUUUUUUUUUUUUACCAAGAACUCUUAAAUUCCUCAGCUCUGCAUGUGACAAAGUCAGUUUUUCAAAAGCUAUUUUUUUAAUUUGUGAAAUUUUAAAUGUGUGCGGAAGGGUUUCUUCCCAUUGUGCUCUGAAAAAAAAUCCGAUUUUUGGAAAUUAUUUUGAUCAUCCGUUGUGUAGUGGGGGAUUUUAUUCCUGUUGAUAAUUUUAUUACUUCUCAAACUGAAUUUCCACAAUCCCUUCAUUUUGCAAUCUGCAUCUGAUUAUUCAGGUGCUUUUCCAUUACCCUCUCUCCUAAAAUAAGUGUGUGUUUCCUGGCUGGGCAUUUCAGAAUUGGAAGUCUACUAUUAAGCAAAGAUAAUAUAAUUAUAGAGUGAUGCAUUUCCUGGGUUCUUGUGUAAGGAUGAAAUGUGUGAGCUCUAUCAAAACUAUUCUGUUUUCGAUACCUGCAUGAAAGGAAACAUUCCACACAGUGAUAUUUGAGCUACUACUAGAAUAAAUUAAUGUCCUCUAUAAUUUUACCCGGCCCACUUCCUGAAAUGAUGUUAUGAUUGCAUCCAUCAUAGUUCAGUAAAUCAGUGUAACGGUUUUUCUUAUGCUAUUCAGGAAUUUAAUACAAUAAAGGCUUUCUCUACUGUAUUGCGCUGCAGUUUGUUGAAGUUAUUGCAUGGCGUUCUCAUUUGUCAACCCUGCCGUGGCCCUAAUAUUACUCUAUAA